AGUCAUGGCGGAACCUUGGCCUGGGCAGUUUUUGCAAGCUCUGCCCGCUACGGUGCUCGGAGCGCUGGGUACCCUGGGCAGCGAGUUCCUGCGGGAGUGGGAGACUCAAGACAUGCGAGUGACUCUCUUCAAGCUGCUCUUGCUGUGGUUGGUGUUAAGUCUCCUGGGCAUCCAGCUGGCGUGGGGGUUCUACGGGAACACAGUGACCGGGUUGUAUCACCGUCCAGGGAAAUGGCAGCAAAUGAACCUCUCAAAACCCACAGAGAAUAAGGGAAGGCAGCAGCAGAAGCGUCUCCAGAGACAUCACUGGGACUGCUGGCUCCUGUGUUGCAUCCUGCUGCUGCCCAGACCCCUUGGACAAUGGCAGAGGGCUUGGGGUUGGGGGACUGGAGUACCACAGUGUUUCCAGGGUGAGCCUCCAUGGCCUUCAGCCUUGCCUCCAACAGCUCCAGGCAGAAGCCAGCUAAUCCUGGCCUGGACCAGAGCACCAAACAUGGACUUCCUUGGCCCAGCUAGUCUUCCAGGCAGGCAGAGGAAGUUAUCAUUUCCCAACUGACCUAGUUAUCUGUUCUUUGGGGGCAAGUUGAGUACCUUCAAGACAGAGUGGAUUAAGAGUCCCUUACGUGCCAAUGGGGGGUUUUUUGGUUUGUACCUUGUCCCCCUCCUAGGGAGGUACUAAAAGCAGUUAGUGCAAUGACUUCACUGUGCCCUGCAGCCUUAUCACUUCCCAUCAGACAAGGGCCAUACCUAAGAGCCUGCUAGUAUCAUUUCAGCCCCUAGGAAUAUCAAUCAGUAAGAGUGAGCCACAAGCCAGAUAGCCCUGGCCCUUCAUAUUUUGUCAGAAGAGGUUCCAAAAAGCAUCGUGGAUCUGUCUCCUUCCCUAAUGGUUGUAUUUUUGCCUGUCUCAGCUGGGCCACUAGCUACCUCAAGUGUCCCACUGUCUCUUUGUUACAUGUCACAUAGCCUUCUAGCAGCCUUUGUCUACAAAGACUUUGUAGCAGGUUUACUAUAAAUGAAACUGUACUGAGCUCCUCAUGCACAAGUACCUACUCCAGAGAUGCAUCUGUAUGGCAAGGCAGAAAGAUGUCCUCCACAGCCUCAGAUCCACCCACUGACAUCACUACAAAGAGUCAAGGUCUCACAUUCCACCCCAGGAGCAACUGAAGAUGUGACAUAUUAAACACAGAAGUGAA
This is a messenger RNA of Phodopus roborovskii (desert hamster), 1193 nucleotides long. It is a transcript of the gene Tcta, whose product is annotated as T cell leukemia translocation altered. The coding region runs from base 5 to 556 and encodes 183 amino acids. The record is from RefSeq and is a predicted model, not a curated record. NCBI's taxonomy places the organism in Eukaryota, Metazoa, Chordata, Mammalia, Rodentia, Cricetidae. The transcript has 3 exons.